This is a messenger RNA of Bombina bombina (fire-bellied toad), 2746 nucleotides long. It is a transcript of the gene KATNAL1, whose product is annotated as katanin catalytic subunit A1 like 1. The record is from RefSeq and is a predicted model, not a curated record. The transcript has 11 exons. Gene Ontology annotation, molecular function: ATP hydrolysis activity; ATP binding; microtubule binding. Gene Ontology annotation, biological process: microtubule severing. Lineage: Eukaryota; Metazoa; Chordata; Amphibia; Anura; Bombinatoridae. The coding region runs from base 72 to 1541 and encodes 489 amino acids. Gene Ontology annotation, cellular component: microtubule cytoskeleton; microtubule.
CCUGUCUUGUUGUGUUGGAGGCAGCAAUUGCCAGUCGAGUCUGACCCCCACAAAACAGAGGGUGUGUCAGAAUGAAUUUGGCUGAGAUAUGUGAUAAUGCCAAAAAAGGCAGAGAGUAUGCGCUUCUUGGAAAUUAUGAUUCUUCAAUGGUUUAUUAUCAGGGUGUGAUCCAACAAAUUCAAAGACACUUUCAGACUAUUCGCGAUCCUGCUGUAAAGGUCAAAUGGCAACAGGUACGCCAGGAGUUAGUGGAAGAGUAUGAACAAGUGAAAACCAUUGUUAACACUUUAGAAUCCUUCAAAAUCAACAAACCAGCAGAUUUUCCUGUUGCUUUGCAAGAUGAACCUGUUAGAGACCCAGCCGUUUGGCCUCCGCCUGUUCCAGCAGAACACAGAGCUCCUCCUCAACCCAGACGUCCCAACAGAGAUUUGAAACCUUUGCGCAAAGACUCUCCGGGAAAUCAACCUCCUGCGCCUGUAGGUAGGGCGCAUCCCAUCUCAAAAUAUGAGAAACCGUCAAAUCGAGAGAAAGAUGCCAGAGGACGUGGUAAAGAUGACAAGAGUCGUAAAAAUCAGCAAGAUGUUGGUGGAGAUGGUGAAAUGAGGAAAUUUGAUGGAGCUGGUUAUGACAAAGAUCUUGUUGAAGCUUUAGAAAGGGACAUUAUUUCCAGGAAUCCAAAUGUCCACUGGGAGGACAUAGCUGAUCUGGAAGAAGCUAAAAAAUUAUUAAGAGAAGCAGUAGUCCUUCCAAUGUGGAUGCCGGACUUCUUUAAAGGCAUCCGACGACCAUGGAAGGGUGUUUUAAUGGUUGGCCCUCCAGGCACAGGAAAAACGAUGCUUGCUAAAGCUGUAGCUACAGAAUGUGGCACAACAUUUUUUAAUGUUUCUUCAUCUACUCUUACGUCGAAGUACAGAGGAGAGUCUGAAAAGCUGGUUCGUUUAUUAUUCGAAAUGGCUAAGUUUUAUGCACCCACCACCAUUUUCGUUGAUGAAAUUGACUCCAUUUGUAGCAGAAGAGGCACCUCCGAUGAGCAUGAGGCAAGUCGGCGAGUCAAGUCGGAACUGCUUGUUCAGAUGGAUGGUGUUGGAGGUGCCCUAGAAAAUGACGAUCCUACAAAAAUGGUUAUGGUUCUUGCUGCUACCAAUUUCCCAUGGGAUAUUGAUGAGGCUUUACGGAGGCGAUUAGAAAAAAGGAUCUAUAUACCUUUACCCACAGCAAGUGGAAGAGCAGAGCUGUUGAAGAUAAACCUUCGAGACGUUGAGGUGGAGCCGGGUAUUGACCUUAAUGUUAUUGCUGAGAAGAUUGAAGGAUAUUCUGGUGCAGAUAUUACCAACGUUUGCAGAGAUGCUGCGCUAAUGGCAAUGCGUCGGCGCAUCCAAGGCUUAACCCCGGAACAGAUACGUGCUCUGUCUAAGGAGGAGCUUCAGAUGCCCGUCACAAUGAUGGACUUUGAACAAGCAUUGAAAAAAAUCUCAAAAUCAGUUUCUGCUGCAGAUCUAGAGAAGUAUGAGAAAUGGAUGGCUGAAUUCGGAUCUGCAUAACAGCCCGUGUUAUUCACAGGAUAUCGUACUCCAUUUGUGUUACACCAAAAUAUUUAACAAAGAUUACUUUAAACCUUUGGACAUUAGAGCGAAGUACACAUUUAAAGGCAGUUUCUCAUACCAAUUAUUUUGUCAUCUUCUUGUUUACUUACAUAAAUCAGUGUCCUUUAAAAGAGUUUUGAUUUUUUGAUAAUUUCAUCCCUUCAGAAGUUUGUUUGUAAGGUUAAAUCUGAGCAUUUUGGAAUAUAAUAAAUGGUCUAAUGAGACUUUAUUUUAAUACAAAAGAGUAAACCAACGUCUUUAAACUUAUAAUAACAUGUAAAUAUACUGAUCAUCUGUACAGUAUUCUAAAUUAUUUACGUGUUAUUUGUUAUAUUGCAGCUAAAAUUUGAACAAAGGGAAAAAUACAUUUGAAGUUUAACGCUAGCUUGGUAAAGGAAUGUUUACUUCUAGAAUUUAGAAUUGUUACCAAUCACAAUUACAUGUUUUCUUAAAAAAUGGAAUUAUAUCUAGGUCGUUAAAGUGGCUAUAUGUAUUUCUAUAACACAUCUGUAAUAUUUAUUUUAUGUCGCUUUCUGUGUUAGUUUGUGUAAAAUGUAUCAUUUGUAUAAAGAUUUCUUGUUGCUCAAAUAUGGCACUCAAUAUUUUUAAUUUCUUUGAGUGUUUGUAUUACAUAGACAUUUAUGAUGAUUUGUGUGUCUGCCAUUUUGCUCUGCAUACUGUGGGGUAUGAUAUAUUAAAUUCCUCCACUCUUGUAUGCUGGAAUUAUUCACCAUGGGGGUUUUUUUUGUUUGUUUUUUGUUAAGUUUAAUUGGGUCAAAAUGUUUUAGAUUACAUCCACUUCAACCCUAUCCUAAUUCUGUUUUUUGGUCAUUUAAAUUUCAUACCAAUGUUAGAAGUAAGAAGAAGAAGUAAAAUUCAUACCAAUGUUAACUUUUACAUUUAAUUUUAACCACAUCCCUGAAUUAAUGAGUCACAUUUUAUGAAAUAGCCAGUGGUUUUCACAAGCAGGUCUAGUAAAAUGACCUUACUAAUGGAACUGAGAAUUAAUUAUGUAACACACCUGUCCUGGUUCUAGUCAUGAGAUAUUGAACAAGUUUACUUUGUGUAACAUUGUGUUUUUAACAUUAUGUAUUAAUCUCAUGACAAUUGCACUGUCCUAUUUUAUUUGGUACGAUCAAAUAAAUAUUUAUUUUAACAAUUAA